Molecule: messenger RNA, 279 nt
Organism: Soboliphyme baturini
Lineage: Eukaryota; Metazoa; Nematoda; Enoplea; Dioctophymatida; Soboliphymatidae
Source: the annotation of a GenBank genome assembly
AUGGCCGAACAUGUGCAGCGACAUCUAGAGGAUAUGAUGGAGGUGUUUGAAGUUUUGGAAAGGCUUCAAUUGUUUUCGCAUAAAGAAGUCAAACAGGUGAUAAAACGCUGUAAAAUUUACGAGUACAAGCUGCAGAAAAGCGCCAAGAAGAAGCACGAAAUAAUUCAGUACAUUCAGCUUGCCUGCCAUCGUUUUCCAAACGACGAGAAUCUCUGGCUAUCGAGAAUCGAGUUCGCCAAGGUUAGGGUAUGUCAGAAAUUGCAGGUGGAUAACAGUUAA